Molecule: messenger RNA, 1335 nt
Organism: Saccharomyces cerevisiae S288C
Lineage: Eukaryota; Fungi; Ascomycota; Saccharomycetes; Saccharomycetales; Saccharomycetaceae
Gene: YNL011C
Exons: 1
Coding region: 1-1335 (444 amino acids)
Molecular function (GO): LPPG:FO 2-phospho-L-lactate transferase activity
Source: RefSeq, marked reviewed
AUGAACGUCGUUGUGUGCUCCGGUGGGACUGCCACAAAUUCAUUGACUCCUUGCUUUUCUAAUAUUUCUAUCUUAAAAGGACAUGAGCUGACGUAUAUAUUGCCAAUAUCAGAUAAUGGCGGGUCCACAAGUGAAAUUCUACGAAUAGUUGGUGGCCCAGCAAUUGGUGAUAUCAGAUCUAGAAUAGUGAGACUACUUCAAGAUGAACAGCUUGUCGAGUUGUUUGGCCAUAGGCUACCUAAUGAUAAGUUAUUAGCUAAGAAAGAAUGGAAUGAAAUAGUGGAAGGUUCGCAUCCCAUAUGGAAAAAUAUUUCGAUAGAAGUUAAGGAAAUGUGUCGUUCUUUUAUUAUCCAUAUGCAAGCAGAACUCUUGAAAAAAAUCAAACACUCGAAUCCAUUUCAGUUUGAGAGUGCAUCCAUUGGAAAUUUUUUCUUAACUGGUGCUAGAUUGUUUUUAGGUUCUCUAGACGCAUCUAUUGAACUAAUGAUGAGGAUAGGAAGGUGCAGUCCUCUAGUUCAUGUUAUUCCAUGUAUAAAUACCAAUCACACACAUCAUAUCUCGGCUUUGUUGACGAAUGGUGAGAUGAUAACUGGCCAAUCACAAAUAUCGCAUCCCUCGAAAUCUGUUCCUAAAGAUAAUAGCAUAGCACAUUCAGCUAAAUUUAUUCAUUUACUUGGCUCUUAUGACGACCAUUUGAAAAUUCUCCUCGACGAUGAGGAAGAAGAAGCGGAAGAGGAGUAUGCCAAUCCUAUCUAUAUUCUUCCAGAACUGAAAAACUCCCAGUUGCAUUUUGACAAGCUUGAUGAAUCACAGAAUCUACCUGCUCCGGUACAUAGGAUAUUGUAUAUAAACCCAUAUGGCGAAGAGAUAAAACCAAUGGGAAAUCCAAGAGCUAUUUCCAAGGUGAAAAAAGCUGACAUGGUCGUUUAUUCUAUCGGUUCUUUAAUGACAAGUUUACUCCCAAUCCUUAUUCUUGGUAAUCUUGCUGAAGUAAUUUUGGAAUCUAAUAAUACGAAAAAAGUUUUGCUCAUAAAUAAUAAAUAUGAUAGAGAGGUUUUUGGUUUAGACGGUUUACACUACGUUCAAAUGAUCAUAGAUUCUAUGAGUAGGGCAAUAGCAGGCUAUAGGCAAUCUAAGGGUGUCCAUUCAGAGAAUGAUGACUUUGAAUGGCAAGAUUUUAUUACUGAUAUUGUUUACCUAAAAAAUGGUGAAAUUGAAAUUGAUGAAACGAUAUUCGAGAAGCAUAGUAUUAGAUGCCACCAGAUCGCGUCUUCGGAUAAGAUGGAAAGUGAAGAACUUGAAAAGGUUCUGAAUCAAAUUGGCCUUAAAAACUGA